Messenger RNA from Lucilia sericata (common green bottle fly), 1731 nucleotides. Its product is annotated as tyrosine-protein kinase Fer-like. NCBI's taxonomy places the organism in Eukaryota, Metazoa, Arthropoda, Insecta, Diptera, Calliphoridae. The record is from RefSeq and is a predicted model, not a curated record. Bases 1192 to 1620 code for a protein of 142 amino acids. The transcript has 4 exons.
AUAAGUUUGUUUUUUAUAAGCAAAAAUCAAAAUAAAUAUAAAAAAAGAAUUUAUUAUAAAUACAAAUGAAAUUCAAUAAAAAAUAAACGUGUGUGAGUUUCUAAAACCCCUUUUUUGCGACAAAAGAUAAAAUUGGUGAAGAGCAUGAAAAGAAAUUAAAUAAAGAAAAUUGAUUGAAAAUAAAAGCAAAAUAAAAAAAGUUAAAUAAAUAUUUAACACCAGAGAUAACAACAAAUAAAGGCAAUGUUAAAUAAAAUAGUUAUUCUUACCAUUAAAAUAAAAUAAGAAAAAUUUUGUACUAAAAUAUUUGUGUGAAAACGUUAAGUGAAACAGUUAAUAAAAGUGAAAGAAAGAGAUUGCUUAAAGAGAGAUAGAAAGAAAACUAAUUGAAUUUUAAUUAAUACAUUUUUAAUAAAUGUAACAAUAUUUUGGAUAAAUUCGCACGUUUGACUACGCAAAUUUCAAGUGACAGUUUGUUACAGCAGCAGACAACGAACGACGUUAUUAAAUUUGAUUACUCUACAGCAGCAACAAGAACAUCCAGAAUAACAACAAAGUAAAUAUUUAAGAAAAAAAUAUCUAGUGCAUCUUUUCUACUCCUCUUUUUGUGUUUGGAAAGUAAAAUAAAACAACAACAAAUUACCGUACAACAACAACUUUAACAUAAACAACUUAUAACAUAUUUUUUUAAAUCUGCCAGCAAAAAAUUGCAAUUAAAUUAAAUAGUAAUAAAGAAAUCAAAUACUAAACAUAACAUAAAUCAAAAAAAAAAAAAGAAUACUGAAUUUCUUAAAAAUAACGCUCUGCAAAAAAUAUCAUUAAAUUAUUAAAAGAAAACCAAAAAAACCUCACAUGUUUUUCAUACGUAUUUAUCAUAAGGUGGGGUUUGGCGUUUUAAAAUAAAUAAAUAUAAAAUAAUAAAAAAAUAAGUGCCAAUUAGCAAGCCAAAACAAGUGUUAAAGUAAAAUUGCAAAGAUAUUUUCACAAAAAGAAAAAAAUGUUUUAAUUUUUAAAUAACAAUAACAAACAAUAAAACUUCCAACAACUGCCAGAGCUGUUAAUUUUAAACAGCAAAAUUAGUUAUAAAUAAAAUUUUCUUUAAAACCCCCCUCUGUUUCAAUAUUUGUUUCAAAAAUAGGCAAAAAAGUGCAAUUAUUUCAAAAUUUCUAUCUAAAUAGUCCACUGGUCAAAAUGGGCUUCUCGUCGGCCCUACAGGGCCGUGCUGCCCACGAGGCGUUAGUUGUACGACAAGAUGCCGAACUGCGUUUAAUGGAAAUUAUGAAACGUACCAUGCAACUGAAGGCGAAAAACGACAAAGAAUAUGCCAUCGGUUUGGCCGCUGUAGCACAGCAGGGUUUGAAAAUCGAUCGGGCUGAUGAAAUGCAAGGUAGUCUUAUAACAAAAUCCUGGCGCUCCUACAUGGAUGAAUUAGAUCAACAAGCUAAACAGUUUAAAUCCAAUGCCGAACAAAUCGAAGUCGUAUGUGAAAAAUUAGCCCACUUGUCACAGGACAAGCGUAAGGCUAGAAAAACAUACCAAGAAGAACAUACAAAAAUAGCAGCCAGAUUAAAUCAUGUAAGUUUAAAACUGUUUUCUACAUAUAAAUUUUUAAGUAAGUAGCAAAUAAUAAAUAAGAGAUGAGCUUUAGAACUUCAGGUGAAAAGCUGUAAGCAAAAGCUUACUGUAGAAAAAAAGUCAUAUCCAAAGCUUUCAUUAGAAAACAUAUCUUAU